Messenger RNA from Phascolarctos cinereus (koala), 8085 nucleotides. RefSeq names its product IQ motif and Sec7 domain ArfGEF 1 (gene IQSEC1). Gene Ontology annotation, biological process: regulation of ARF protein signal transduction; actin cytoskeleton organization. Gene Ontology annotation, molecular function: guanyl-nucleotide exchange factor activity. Lineage: Eukaryota; Metazoa; Chordata; Mammalia; Diprotodontia; Phascolarctidae. The record is from RefSeq and is a predicted model, not a curated record.
UCCCUCCUUCACAAUCUGCUGCUUUGACUUAUAACUUGCCAAGCAGCCUCUAAGGGAGCUUCAUUGGUUCAGUAAGUGGUACAACCAUUUACUUUUUUUUUUAACCCAUCUAUUUAUAUACAUUUUUUUCUUUAAAUCAUGAAGAAGGAAGUAACUUGAAACCUCUGCUUAGAGAGCUGGCUCCCCCUCAGCGCAUGAGAAACACAAAGAGUUCGGGCCAGGGUUUGUUCCAGGGCAGGUCAGAGGACUGUUUGCUGACAGGGACCUGGUGUGUGGCGGCUGCCUCUUGUGGAGCCUGGAGGACGUCCUGGAUGAGGCUCCGUUGGCUCAGGGACAGCUGGAUUGGUCUCCUCCGGAUGCUCAAGACAUGAAGGGGGAUGGAAGUGCUGUGUGGAAUCUAAUGUGGAAAUACUGCAUCUCAGUCAGGACCGUCAGCGUUGAGGGAGAAGCCCCAGGGAGCGAGACUGGCACCUCUUUGGACAGCCCCUCAAACUACCAUCAAGGUCCAAUAACGCACAGCUCCACUCUAAGCCCUGACCACUACGACCACUCUGCGUAUGGACUAUACUCGGUCUCGCCUGGGCAGCCACAACGCUCCCGGAGGCCCAAGCUCCAGCAUUCCACCUCCAUCCUACGUAAGCAGGCAGAAGAGGAGGCCAUCAAGAGGUCAAGGUCCCUUUCCGAAAGCUAUGAGCUCUCCUCAGACCUCCAGGACAAGCAGGUGGAAAUGCUAGAACGGAAAUAUGGGGGCCGUCUCAUAACCCGCCAUGCAGCCCGAACCAUCCAGACAGCGUUCCGCCAAUACCAAAUGAACAAGAACUUUGAGCGACUCCGGAGUUCUAUGUCAGAAAAUCGUAUGUCACGACGCAUUGUGCUGUCCAAUAUGAGAAUGCAGUUUUCUUUUGAAGGGCCAGAGAAAGUCCAUAGCUCCUACUUUGAAGGGAAGCAGGUGUCUGUGACAAAUGAUGGAACCAAACUUGGGUCUCUGGUCCAGUCCGAGUGUGGUGACAUUGUGGAACCAGCAACAAUGAAGUCUCCAGCUGCCUCCAGCGACUUUGCUGAUGCCAUCACAGAGCUGGAAGAUGCCUUUUCCAGGCAAGUAAAGUCCCUUGCCGAGUCAAUUGAUGAUGCCUUGAAUUGCCGCAGUCUGCAUGCUGAUGAGGUUCCAACCUCCGAGCCCAUCAGGAGCCGAGACCUGGAGCGGGAGAGCUGUGGGAGGGAGCUCAAACCUGCCCUCCAUGGUGUAGACCAUCGGAAGCUGGAUGAGAUGACUGCCUCCUACAGUGAUGUCACCCUGUACAUUGAUGAGGAGGAGCUCUCCCCACCCCUUCCUCUUUCUCAGUCUGUGGACAGACCAUCCAGCACUGAGUCAGACUUAAGGCUGCGCUCUGUGAAUUCUUCUCAGGAGUACUGGUCAAUGACUCACAAGGAUGACAAAAUGGACACUGAUACUAGUUGCCGGAGCACCCCUUCCCUGGAACGCCAGGAGCAGAGGCUACGGAUGGACCAUUUGCCUCUGCUCACCAUAGAACCCCCAAGCGAUAGCUCUGUAGACCUCAGCGAUCGCUCUGAACGGGGCUCACUAAAGAGGCAGAAUGCCUAUGACCGAAGCCUUAGCAACCAGCAAGGGAGCCCCAAGCAUGUGCCCCACGGGAUCCCCGCCAAGAUCAUCCCCCGGGAGGAGCCAGAACCUCGGCACCGGCCCCGGCCCAUCGAUAGUCAUUUGGCCAUCAAUGGUACUGCCAACAGACAGAGUAAGUCGGAGUCGGAUUAUUCUGAUGGUGACAAUGACAGUAUCAAUAGUACCUCCAAUUCUAAUGACACAAUAAACUGCAGCUCAGAGUCCUCCUCCCGGGACAGCUUGCGGGAGCAAACUUUGAGCAAGCAAACCUACCACAAGGAGACUCGAAACAGCUGGGACUCACCAGCCUUCAGUAAUGAUGUCAUCCGGAAACGCCAUUACAGGAUUGGAUUGAACCUCUUUAAUAAGAAACCUGAAAAGGGAGUCCAGUACCUCAUUGAGCGAGGCUUUGUCCCUGACACACCCGUGGGCGUUGCUCAUUUCCUCCUUCAGAGGAAGGGUCUCAGCAGGCAAAUGAUCGGGGAGUUCCUGGGGAACCGGCAGAAACAGUUCAACCGGGAUGUGCUUGACUGUGUGGUGGAUGAGAUGGACUUCUCGGCCAUGGAACUGGAUGAAGCACUCAGGAAAUUUCAGGCUCACAUCCGAGUCCAGGGAGAAGCCCAGAAAGUGGAACGGCUCAUUGAAGCAUUCAGCCAGCGGUACUGCAUCUGUAACCCUGGGGUGGUGAGGCAGUUCCGGAACCCAGACACCAUCUUCAUCCUGGCCUUCGCCAUCAUCCUGCUCAACACAGACAUGUACAGCCCCAACGUGAAGCCUGAGCGCAAGAUGAAGCUGGAGGAUUUUGUGAAGAACUUGAGAGGUGUGGAUGAUGGAGAGGACAUCCCGAGGGAGAUGCUGAUUGGCAUUUAUGAACGGAUCCGCAAACGGGAAUUGAAAACCAAUGAGGACCAUGUGUCCCAGGUCCAAAAGGUCGAGAAGCUCAUUGUGGGAAAGAAGCCGAUUGGAUCUCUGCAUCAUGGACUUGGCUGUGUACUUUCCCUUCCCCAUCGGAGGCUCGUUUGUUAUUGCCGGCUCUUUGAAGUGCCAGAUCCAAAUAAACCCCAGAAGCUUGGAUUACACCAGCGAGAAAUCUUCUUAUUUAAUGACCUCCUUGUGGUCACCAAGAUCUUUCAGAAGAAGAAGAAUUCUGUGACAUACAGCUUCCGCCAGUCUUUUUCCCUUUAUGGCAUGCAGGUCCUACUUUUCGAGAAUCAGUAUUAUCCUAAUGGCAUCCGGCUCACAUCUGCUGUCCCAGGAGCAGACAUCAAAGUGUUGAUAAAUUUCAAUGCACCCAAUCCCCAGGACAGGAAGAAAUUCACCGAUGACUUGAGGGAAUCAAUCGCAGAAGUUCAGGAAAUGGAAAAGCAUAGAAUAGAGUCGGAGCUUGAAAAACAGAAAGGAGUCGUCCGGCCCAGCAUGUCCCAGUGCUCCAGCCUGAAGAAAGAACCCGGCAAUGGGACCCUGAGCCGUGCCUGCCUCGAUGACAGCUAUGCCACAGGCGAAGGCCUGAAGCGGAGUGCACUCAGCAGCUCACUCCGCGACCUCUCAGAAGCGGGGAAGCGUGGGCGACGCAGCAGUGCAGGAUCGCUAGACAGCAAUAUGGAAGGGUCCAUCAUUAGCAGUCCUCACAUGCGCCGAAGAGCUACAUCAACCCGAGAGUGUCCAUCUCGCCCACACCAGACUAUGCCUAACUCUUCUUCCCUCCUAGGCUCCCUAUUUGGUAGUAAGAGAGGGAAGCCACCUCCUCAGGCCCACCCACUCUCUGGCCCUUCACAGCCCCCUUCUCACCCACCAGUCAUCUCCCAUCAACAACACGCUCAGCAUUCUUCCACCGGGCAUCACCAGGGCCCCUCCGAGGGACAGACACAGGCCCAGGUGCACACGCACCAUACCCAGUACUGCCACAUGCAGCAGAAUCCGCCCCCCUACCACCACCACCACCACUACCACCCACCUCAGCACACCCAGCACGCACACCAGUACCACCAUGUCUCCCAUGGGGGACAUCCCCCCCAUCCACCUUAUGUGGCACAUGCCCACACGCCGCAUGCCCACCCACCACUGCCCUCAUCCCAUGCGGGGCACUCCACCCACUCUGGGCACACAGCGCACCACCACGGACAGCAGUCUGCCCCUCCUCCUCCCACCAGCACGAAGCCCAAACACAGUGGCAUCAGCACAAUCGUCUAGAUAGACCUGGGGGGGAUGGGGAGGGGGGUCUUGGACACCCCCCCCCCAUCGACUGUAGCACCAGAUAUCUGACGCAGAGGCGUACCCACUAGGCAGCCAGCAACAUAUCAAAACCCAGGGUGGAUUUGUCUUCUUUUUUUUUUUUCCCUUGGCCCUGGAAUCAGACAAUAUGAUUGAAUCCCAUAAGCUCACAAGGCUUGCAUUUUAGGAAAUGAAAUUCCUUUCAAUUUAACCUUGUUGGCCUGGGCUUCAUUCACCUCCACCUUUGGGAGGGCCUGCGUCUGGGCCAGUCUUUACCGUCAUUGGCCUUGAAAUGGCGCCACCUGCCAAGUAGAUGUUAAACCGCCCCCAGCACCCUUACCCAUGUUGGUUUUACAGGCAUAUGAAAAUCCAGCCUAGAAAAGAAGAAACAUCACACACACACACACACACACACACACACACACACACAUCCUUGCUCUUAUUGACAAUGGGCAAAAAAUUAAGUAGACCUGAUAUGGUUGAUGAAAGUACGUAAGUAAACUUUAUAUAAUAUAAAUAUAUAUAAAUAUAUAUACAUAUAUAUAUAUAGACACACACACACACACACACACACAUACACACAUACAUACACACUGUAUAGGUAACGUUUGUGCGUGGAAAGCAAACUUUUCAGUCCACAAAACUAGCAAUAUAGAUUUUACAAGGAAUUUCCACUUACUUGAUAGACAGCACCAUAGCUGAGUAGUAUGUGAAAGAGUAGGCCAAAAACUUAACUGCUAGAAACAAAUUUCAGAUGUUUCAGUAUUUUCAUAAAAAGAGAGAAAGAGAGAGGAAGAGAGAGAGAGAGAGAGAGAGAGAGAGAGAGAGAGAGAGAGAGAGAGAGAGAGAGAAGUCCCCUGAGGACUUGCAAAGAUCUCUAAGCAAUCAUUACUGAAUGUGCCAAGUAACAUAGCAUCUAACUGUUUAAGUCCAAUAUUGCUUUGUAUGAAUCCUUAUUUUAUUAACAAUACUAUCCUAAGUAACCAGUAUUAUAACUGCUCUGGUAUUUCAGGUAAGCAAACUAGUUAAGAUGCAGUAAACUCUACAAUAGCAACAUGGGAUGACCAGCUAAGCAUUGGUUGUCUUAGAAUAUUGGUUACAAAACUUCUUAGACACUUUAAAGGCUGUAAUAACUGUGAAUUUACAUGAUCCACAUUUCUUUUGUAUGCAUUUGAUUUAUUGGACCCAAAAUUCAGAAUCUUAUGAGAGGUGCACAUAAACAUGGCAAAAAUGUUCAUCUCCAACAUGAAAAUGAUAGACACUCAUCCUUGUUUCCUUAACACCAUGACUUACUCAUUUGGUUCCCAAUUGCAAUGGGCGGAAGUCCCCCUAGAGCAUUUCCAGCAGGAACUGCUCUAGGACAUUUAUUUUAGGAUUUAGCAUUAUAGGGUGGUGUUUUUAUUUUUAAAAAUGAUAAUAAUAAUUGUAAUUCCAUGUAGCCAUGUGCUAGCAAAACACCCGUUUCAUCACUGUGACCAUCCGACUUCUUAGCUGACAAGUACCCAGUACUCAGCAGGCUGAGUCCCCCCCUGCCUCUCUCUCAUAGUCUGGUUAAAGCAUCACAUGAAAUCAAGCUGUGCUGUUGUUGCUUCUGUGUUGUGAUGAUGCCAUCUGCUAACCUGUCCAAGACGCUGCCCAUCCAGAUUCUAUACUGAGUCAAACAUGGCACCUACUUUGUAGUUUCAGCCUUUUGAGCCUCUGCAGCUGCAAGUUCUUUACACCUAAGCAGUAGAAACAAGAGAUCUACCCCCAUUGCUCCAGCUAAAAUGCAAGACCCCUUUAAAAAAAAAAAGGAAAGGGGGGGGAGGAUGAGAAGUCCCUCUGUUGAGAUGUGGGGAAAACACAAAAGAGCUGGUGACAGGGGCCGGUGCUGAGGUGACCAACGCCAACAGGAAGAGCAAAACCUUCUAGGUUGAAAAGUUCCUGGUUCCUGUUGCUUGGGUCAUCUUCCAGUGUGGGGGCAUCUGUUGACUCCCCAUAUUUUUUGUUGAUUCCUUACCCCUUUUGUCAUGCCAUUGCUAUCACAAAAUCAGCAAAACUGCAAACUGAGCACUUUGUUGUAUUUGUCCUCUAGGAAGAUUAACAGUCUAGAACUUAGCCUUUAAAAAAAAAAUUAAAUCUGCCCACUUUUGUUUUUCUGUGUGUGUAAUACUUCUUUCUUUGAUAUCUUCUCCAAACUGCUCUUUUGUGGAAAGAGUGGUACACAUGUCCUUUAGAUUUAGUUUGGGCUGAGUUGGGAGGCUAUUCGGUUGCCAUUAACUGUUCCAAAAUUGUCCCAUUUACCUUAAAGUUGAACUUGUCCAAAUUCCCUUGAGGCUCUCUGUUCUUGCAAGUGAAAGGAUGUUGUUAUGAUAAGGGAAAUUAGAACUGUAUUGCAUGUCAUCUAACGUUAAUGGUGUGAGGCUACACUCUACAUAUUGUAUAUUUGCAAAAUAUAUUGGUGUUUACUAUUGAAAAUUAGUUGAAGUAAAGUGAUAACAUAUUAAAAUAUGUAGGCUUUUCUUCAUCCCACUGUACCAAUGGUAGAAUCUAAUUGUAAUUUCCAGGUUGUUCCAGAAAAGAUAUGAAACUUUGGGUACAACAUUGCUCUUUCUCAAGUGGCAAUAGUAAAAAACAAACAAACAAAACCAAAAAUAAGUUCUAUCCUCCACCACCAUCCACUCCCCUUAACCAAAAGAUACUUCUGCAUCAUGGUGCUGGGGCUGUCUUUGUUGUGCUGAGGUUUUUGUGGUCAUUUGUAUCCCCAAACUGUCAUGUGUGUUCUGAAGUUCUAUGUAUAAGGUAUUGAGUCUAGGCUUUGUACUAGGGAGGUACCUGGGCCAGGAGAUGAUCAGCUGAAUGCGUAAGAGAAGAAUUACAACUAACUGGGGUUAAACACUUAUCCUUCCCCUGAAGCUUUCACAAUGAAGCAUCUGAACUUUUUAUCCUCCUGUUUCCAAUUUUACCCGAGGUUUGGGUCAACGAGGUAGACAAACUUUGUGCCAUUUGUGUUUUUAUAAGCUCAAGACUAGAAACUUUUUCAUAGGUAUUAUUGUAGACUGAAAAGAUCAGAGUUAUGCCUCCUGUUUUUACUUUGGGAAGUAAUAAAUACCAACAAACUAGUUUCCCAAAAGUCACAUAGAGGUCUUUGGGACAUCAUUGCUUUUUAUAAAGUUGCAAUCCAACAUGUCAGAAUAAAUCACAGAUUAAUAGCCGUAUGGAAACCUCAUCUGUCUUUGCCUUGAAUGGGAAGAUAGAAGGACAUUGAUGAGUUGGGCUCAUCAGUGAAUUAAAAGUUCUCCCUUUGAGGUCAGGGUGGCUGUUGGGAUGGUUCUAGUUAAGCUUAUUGAAGAAGUUGAGUCAGGACACACUAGUAACAUUUUUCAAAUCCCAUGAAUUGGUGCGAUCAUAUAAUCAAUAACAUCAUGGCAAGACCCUUAGGAAAACAGCUGGUAACAACAACAACAACAAAAAAUCUUUUCUGGGACAACAAUCAACUAAUGUAUUUGUAUUUUUUUAAGUUUAUGAAUGAAAUGUACAUCAAUGUAAAAAAUAAAGUCCGUCCUAAUAUAACGUACGUCUUGCUAAAAAGUAAUCAGACUUCCAGUGUAGAGUUUUUUUUUCCAUCAUCAGCUGCAUGCAACAGAAGCCUCUUGUUUCUCAUUAAAAUAAGCUAAAAGACAGUUGGCAAAUAUUUAAACAAUGACUCUCUACAUGUUGACUUGCCAUUCCGUAUGAAGCUGUGUUUUCUACAGUUAAGCAUGCUGUUUUCGUUGUAAAAUACCAUCGCCCUUCCUGCCUGAAAAAUGAGUAAUUGUAUAUAUAUUAACAACAAUAACAAAGGAACCAAUUGUAAGAUUACCUUGAGUGAAAUAGGGUGGUGAAAAUGGGACCAAGUAGGAGGAAUAGAUAAUUCUCUCAACUUGUAUAUAGUGUGUAAAUUAGUAUUACUCUUAAGUCUGCAUUCAUUCCCUUGGAGGUUGUAUACAGUAUCUGUCUCCUCUAAAGAACCAUAAUUCAGCUUUGAACUGUAUUAAAAAUUGUUCGAGCUAGAUCUUGAAUGCAGACUGUUUAAAGACUUCCAAGCCCGCCCUGCUCAAAAGAAGCUUUUGCUCUAUUGAGGCCCAGUACCCAUUCCUUGACUGUGUAACUCUGGAGAGGAAAGGAGUGCUUUCGUUUUAAUAUGCAUUCUGUCUGUAAGUAGUAACAGACCCUAUCAGUGUAAAACUAUAACUGUGAUCAUGUGAAGAAAUCAAAUAAAUCAUUUAAAACUC